GGGAGAGGAAUCACAUCUCACAGGUUCAGGUUUGCCAGCUUGGAUUUGGAGCUUCACUGACAGCAGAAGCAGGGGUUGAGAAUGGUCAGCCAUCAAUAGGGUUCAUCAGAUCCACCAGCUGGUAAACUCAUUUCUGAAUGAACACAGACGGACUUCCUGUUUUGUUUUUGUUUUUUUAAUUGUUUUCAUUUUUAUUGGUAUUACAGACAUCUUAAAAAUGAAUCAUUACGGCUUUGAGAUCGCUGCCUUCCUCCUGUGUGUUACGGGUUGGGUGCUGAUAUCCUCAACCAUGCCUACUGAAUCCUGGAGAGUGUCAACAACUGAGGGCACUGUCAUUGUGACAGGCAACUACUAUUCAAACCUCUGGAAGAUGUGUGUCCACGGUUCAACUGGAGUGUCUGACUGCAAGGACUUUGAGUCUAUGUUGGCACAACCAAAUUACAUCAAAGCAUGCAGAGGACUCUUGAUCAUUGGUAUCAUCCUUUGCACUUUUGGAAACAUAUUUUCCUUGGUCGGGAUGAAGUGUACCAAGAUUGGAGGAUCAGAAAAGAUCAAAACUAGAAUUACUUUUCUGGUAGGAUUACUUCACCUACUCGGCGGUUUGACGUCUCUGUGCGCAUUCUCAGUGUAUGGGAACAGAGUUACAUCAGAAUUUUUUGAUCCAAAUUUUCAAAACAUAAAAUAUGAAUUAGGAGUUGGUUUGUUCAUUGGGUGGUCAGGUUCUUCAGUCACACUUAUUGGUGGUUCAAUGUACUGUUACUCAACAGUGAAAGAGGGACUGUUUGAAAGGAAGACAUACAUUUACAAAGGAACAACCUCCUACAUGAAAUCGCAGAGGUCUAUAAGAACAUAUAGAUACUCACCGAAACAGUCUGGCAUAGAUUCCUUUGUUUAAUCUGGAAAGAAAGAAGAAAUAAGAAAGCAGGGUGGAUUAAUCGCUCUUCCAGCAGUGAUUUAGAGGACAGAUCUCAAACCCCAGUGCACUAGAGCUGACAUUUUGAAGAGCUUUGAAACAGUUAUAGUUUUAUAAGUGUAAAAAGUUGUCAGGAUGUUAACAAUGAAAAAUGGCAGGUACGUUAUUUAAACAGUUGUAGCAACACUUGUGUAGUACCACUGUAUGUUCCUGAACCCCGCCACUUAUCCUUUAAGUAACAUGGUGUCUCUAAUUUGAACAAAUUCUAUCAAUAUGCUGUAUAAUCUUUACAUCUAGAGUGUUUGUACUUGUGUAAUUCUGACUAUUCUAAAUGUGAUUUUGAUAAGCGAUUGAUCUUUCUUCCCCUUUAUAAUCCUGUAUUCUGAUCAGAAGAUUUUCUAAUUCUGUCAUGUUAAUACAAGCCCUAUGGGUUUAAUAUAAUACAAUAAAACGUUGACAUUUUAGUUGGCUGAAGCUUUUCGGUUUUGAAUUGGAGUUCAUUAGGUAAGUUCACUGCUGGUGACACUCCAAGUCACUUACCCUCCAAGUUGAUACCGAUUGCAGCCAGUGAGGCCUUAUUGUUAUCCAUUCGAAAUACCAAAGUGAAUGACGAGUUUCACUUUUAUUUCAGAACCAUUAAUAACACUUUUACAUUGUUUCAAAUAUGAUCAUAACAAUUGCAUCAGGCAAUUAUUUUUCACACUCACCUGUUGAUGUUGCAAUCAUGUUGGGCAUUCUUAAGAACAAAAGGCUAAUGUUGAUGACAGUAAAAUGAUAUGAAUGCAUGUUGUUUUGUUUUUGGCAGCCUGUUAUGUUAUGUGCAGGUAUAAUAAACAAUAAGGCUUACUGCAAACCCCCAUGUAGCUUGAAUAACCGCUUAAUACAGUAUGUUUCAUGCAUGCCCAUUAGACAGUUUAGCUUCAGUUAAGAAAGUGAAUGACCUUGUCAGAUUAUAGCCAAAUGUCUAUGUCGGUAGGAGGAUAACAGUGUAAGAUACAAGUCUUGUGUAGAGUGGUGCAGUUAGUGUGGUUACUCUGUAGUCUGACAGACGGAUAGAAGGAAGGACCCUAAAAAAGGAGAACCUUUAUUUCAGUAAGAAAGUUUAAUUUGAAGGUAAGAAAUAGACAUUCUAAGACAACUAGUAUAACCAUAUAAAAAUUACAUCUAAUUGAAAUGUUCAUUGGGAUUUUCAAAGCCUAUUUAUACCCCCUAAAUCUGAAUAAUUAUCCCAUAAAACGUGCUCUUUAUCAUCCUUUGAUACUGUUUGAAUGUUUUACCUUUGGGUCUGUCUGAGCGCACCUGAAGAGAGGUGGGAUUUCUGUAACCAGGUCAGUUUAAAAAUGAACACUGCAUGAGGGUUAUUCACCGGUAAUUGCUUCCUCCAGAGAGUUUGUUAAAGAUUUGCAAUGGAAAAUCUCUGAAAAAGUAUUUAAUUGAGGAAGAUUGUCCAUCCAAUCAUCAGUGCUGCCAUGCUCAACAUGGGCAGCAGUGUGGAGUAGUGGUUAGGGCUCUGGGGGAGUGGGGGAUACUGCUGCUGUACCCUUGAGCAAGGUACUUUACCUAGAUUGCUCCAGUAAAAAUCCAACUGUAUAAAUGGGCAAUUGUAUGUAAAAAUAAUGUGUUAUCUAGUAACAAUUGUAAGUCGCCCUG
Molecule: messenger RNA, 2563 nt
Organism: Acipenser ruthenus (sterlet)
Lineage: Eukaryota; Metazoa; Chordata; Actinopteri; Acipenseriformes; Acipenseridae
Product: claudin-10-like
Exons: 5
Coding region: 218-895 (225 amino acids)
Biological process (GO): bicellular tight junction assembly; cell adhesion
Cellular component (GO): bicellular tight junction; plasma membrane
Molecular function (GO): structural molecule activity
Source: RefSeq, a predicted model, not a curated record